Molecule: messenger RNA, 1961 nt
Organism: Vespa velutina
Lineage: Eukaryota; Metazoa; Arthropoda; Insecta; Hymenoptera; Vespidae
Product: fatty acyl-CoA reductase 1-like
Exons: 4
Coding region: 624-1169 (181 amino acids)
Biological process (GO): long-chain fatty-acyl-CoA metabolic process
Cellular component (GO): peroxisome
Molecular function (GO): alcohol-forming very long-chain fatty acyl-CoA reductase (NADP+) activity
Source: RefSeq, a predicted model, not a curated record
CUUCCGUUGCUCUGAUCGCAUAUUUUAAAAAGAGAUAUGACUUUCAAAAUUACUUUUAUUAAAGUUAAAAUUAUACGUAAAAAAAAUUGUAUGUAAAAGAAUAGGUAUUAAAGGGCAGAUCAAAGUAGUUUUAAAUUAUUUAUCAGUUUAAUCGAAAAACUUGCAUUCUCUAAGAUGUACGGCAUGCACAAUUGUUGAAAUUUUAUGAACAUAGCUUAACUCAUUUAAAUCAAAUUAUAAAUUUAAAUCUAUAGGUUAUUGUGUUGUUAAAUAGUGGAUAUAAAAGGUAACUAUUUUCUGCAAUAAAAUUUAGUGGAACGAUAAGCUUCAUUCGAGUAACGUUGAUAGAUGACUGAUCUAGAUAUUUUCGUAGAUAACAUAAUCAAUUCUUGAUCUGCAUAUUGGAAAAUUCUUCAGAAAAUCGAUUUGAAGGAACAGAAAUGAUGGAAGUGCAAGUAAAAGCGGACGAUCAAGAAACAACUGUAGCGAAAAAGGAUUUGGGACUUGGAACAUCGAACGAAUAUUCGCCAAAUUAAACGCUAUCUUCAGUUGAAAACAUCGACAAAUUAACGACGGAAAAACUUUCUAUGUAAAUUCUUUUUAUAAACGGCGGCACAGGUUUUAUGGGAAAAAUGUUAAUUGAAAAAUUAUUACGAGGAUGCCCUGACAUAAACUGCAUUUACAUUUUGAUUAGUAGGAAAAAAGAUAAAAGUGUCCCUAAACGAAUGGAAAAAAUUGUCGAAAAUUCGUUAUUUAACACGCUGAGGAAGCAGCAGCCAGGAUUCCAAAAUCGCUUAGUAGCGAUCGAAGGUGACUGUAGUUUGCCGAAUCUCGGUAUUUCGAUAACCGAUAGAGCAAAACUCAUACGAGAAGUCUCUAUUGUUUUUCACGUUGCUGCUACUGUGCGAUUCAACGAGAAAAUCAAAUUGGCGGCAGCUAUUAAUGUUCAAAGUCUGAAGGAUAUAAUAUACUUAUCUAAGGAAAUGUCGAAACUAAAGAGUUUCGUCCAUGUAUCAACGGCUUAUGCCAAUUGUCUUCAAAAUCAGAUCGAGGAGAAAUUUUAUAAUCCAUCGAUGGAUGCUGACAAAUUCAUCGAUUUGAUGGAAUCUAUGGAUGAGAAAUUGCUCGAUGAUAUCUUACACCGCAGUAAGUCUAUCACCGAGUCUUGAUUUCACGAUUGUUUUCUCCCAUUAUAUUUCCACACAAUCGUAGUUGGCAUUUGUCGAGCGAAACGAUUAACUGAACACGUAUACAAUCUUCAAAAAUCUGAGUUACUUAUUAAGCAGAUUUCUUGGAUCCAACUUUCUUUUUUUUCAUCGAUCCUAUCGUCAUUGUUCUCGAUUCAUGUUUUUCACAUUAUUUGUAAUGUAAAAAUAAUAGAAAGUAGUUUGACAGCAUAAAAAAAUUUGGUAAGCGAUGCCUCGAUUUUUAAUGCUAUAAGAUAGGACACUCAUUCUCUCGAGAGAGAAUCAUUGUCGAAACAUGUCGAUGUUUACAAUUAUCUUUAAGACGAACUCAUAUUUGCGAUGAAUCGCUAAAUAUAAUCUUAGUACUCGGAGAUUUGACGACUACUGCGCUAAUUUUUGUGCCUGUGACAUAACGAAUAAUCAAAGGUAGGAUCAAUUAAUCAAGUUUAAUCGGAACAUUUUCGAUGAAACCAAAUGACGUUUAGAAAUAAAUUAAAUUACCGCGUAUUGUAAUCUUUCAGAUCUAUCGAAGAAAUUUCUAUUUAUAAUUACACAUUUAUGGAUAAUCCAAUCACUUUUACAGAAUUCAAUCAUCCAACCACUGUUAAGGAACUCAGAAAAAUGUUGAAUACAAAAUAUCGACCAAUUUAUUAUAUCUACACGUAUUUUUUACAAAUAGUACUAGUUGUUAUAAUCGAUAUGAUCUCUUUGAUUACGGAUAAGCUGCCAAGAUAUAUUUGUCUUAUCAUUUUUUAUAGAAAAAAUGUUUUAUUA